Sinocyclocheilus rhinocerous is the source of this 1121-nucleotide messenger RNA. Its product is annotated as vesicle-trafficking protein SEC22b-A. Gene Ontology annotation, biological process: retrograde vesicle-mediated transport, Golgi to endoplasmic reticulum; endoplasmic reticulum to Golgi vesicle-mediated transport. NCBI's taxonomy places the organism in Eukaryota, Metazoa, Chordata, Actinopteri, Cypriniformes, Cyprinidae. Gene Ontology annotation, molecular function: SNAP receptor activity. The coding region runs from base 125 to 772 and encodes 215 amino acids. The record is from RefSeq and is a predicted model, not a curated record. The transcript has 5 exons.
CUUCCGGCCAACUCAUCUGAACUCUGCUGUCAGUUCAAAUGUGUCACUUUCUGCCAUUCAGUCAAACAAUCGAUCGCUUCACUUUAAAACAGACCGAAGUUGAAGAGCAAAGACAACAGGCGAAAUGGUGCUGCUGACGAUGAUUGUUCGUGUCGCCGACAGUCUGCCGCUCGCUGCAUCAAUGCAAGAGGACGAGCAGUCAGGGCGAGACUUACAGAGAUACCAGAGUCAAGCCAAGCAGCUUUGCCGAAAACUGAACGAGCAGAGUCCUGCGCGCUGUACUUUAGAGGCGGGAGCCAUGUCCUUUCAUUACGUCAUUGAGAAAGGAGUGUGUUACUUGGCCUUAUGUGAAGCAGGAUUCCCCAAGAAACUGGCGUUUGCCUAUCUGGAGGAUCUGGAGGGAGAAUUCAGUGAGCAGUACGGGACAAAGGUCCCUUCAGUGUCACGGCCGUACUCUUUUAUCGAAUUUGACACAUACAUUCAGAAAACCAAAAAGUCUUACAUCGACAGCAGAGCACGAAGAAACCUGGGCAGCAUCAAUUCAGAGUUACACGAUGUCCAGAGGAUCAUGGUUGCUAAUAUCGAGGAAGUGCUCCAGCGUGGAGAAGCGUUAUCUGCCUUGGAUUCCAAAGCAAGUAAUCUGUCCAGCCUUUCUAAGAAGUACCGCAGCGAUGCAAAGUACCUCAACACUCGGUCCACCUAUGCUAAAGUGGCCGCCGGCGCCGUGAUCUUCAUCACACUCAUUGUUUAUGUGCGCUUCUGGUGGCUGUGAAUGUAUGACAAAUUCAAGCAGAAACUCUCAGGGCCUCACUCACAAAAAUGGCUCAGACACCAGAGAGUCUGUUCUGGCCUUAAGGUUGUGUCUGUUUGAGACACUGAAUGUAGCGGUCAAUGAGUUUUGUCGAGUUAAUCAUGCUGUUGUCUUUUUACACUUUUUUUGUAACGUGUAGGUGUUAAUGAUGUACUUGUUGCCUUGUAUAUGUUCAGGAUGUUGAUAACAGCUAUGCAAAGUACAUGUGGAGUUUAUAGGAAAUCACAUCUGUAUCUGGAGAAAAAGUUGUACAUCUUCGUUGGGACAGAAUUUAAGAGCCCACUAUGUCAAAUAUAUUUUUAAUUUGUGA